Messenger RNA from Solea senegalensis (Senegalese sole), 8553 nucleotides. RefSeq names its product SET binding factor 1 (gene sbf1). Lineage: Eukaryota; Metazoa; Chordata; Actinopteri; Pleuronectiformes; Soleidae. The transcript is spliced from 43 exons. The record is from RefSeq and is a predicted model, not a curated record. The coding region runs from base 171 to 6011 and encodes 1946 amino acids.
CUCUCCACUGUCAGGGCACGGCACUCUUGACAGUAUGGCGGCGGGGUGCAGCUGGAAGGAUGCUACUGUCGCCCGUGAUGUGUCUGUCGCCGGUAGGACGUGAAUGGACUAUUGACGGCAGAGAGAGCGGAGGAUACAGCGAGAAAGGCCUGUCGCCGUGAGCUCCAAAGAUGGCCAGGCUCGCCGACUACUUUGUGGUUGUCGGCUACGACCUCGACAAGCGAGUCGAAGGUGAAGGUCAAGGUCGCAUUCUCCAGCGGUUUCCUGAGAAAGACUGGGAGGACAGCCCAUUCCCACAAGGCAUUGAGCUGUUCUGUCAGCCCAGCCGUUGGCAGCUGGUUCCUGAGCGGCAGCCCACCUCCUUCUUUGUAGCGGUUUUGACGGACAUCAACUCAGAGCGUCACUACUGUGCCUGCUUCACCUUUUGGGAGGGCCUGGACAAUCCGCAGCUGCAGAAGGCUGAGACCAGUGAGGCAGAUGAGGUAGAUGAUGAGCUGUCUGUCGUCCAGUCAGCGAAGGUCUUUGCCCCGAAGAGUCUGGUGCUGGUGUCCCGACUGGAUUACACCGAGGUGUUCAGGAACUGUCUGGGUCUGGUCUACACCAUCUACGUAGAUGGCCUGACUGUGCCUUUGGAAACAGUGGUCGGAAAUCUCCUCACUUGUAUCAUCCCCAUCGCUGGAGGUUCCCAGAUAGAUGAGUCUCCAGUAUGUAGUUUAGAAAAGGUUCCUCAGGCUCUGGCCUGUGACUGGCUGCUGGCCUGUCUCCAGCCGGGCCAAGAGGAGAGAGAGGAGAGUUUGAGGACUAUAACAUUAGGUGCUGGCGACCGGCAAGUCAUCCAGACUCCCAUCAGUGACUCACUUCCUAUCAGCGGGAGUACUGUGGCCCAGCUCUUCAGACAGCUUGGUAUAGUCAAUGUAUUGUAUCUGUUCUGUGCCGCCCUGACGGAACACAAGAUCCUCUUCCUGUCCAGCAGUUAUCAGAGACUAACGGAUGCCUGCCGUGGACUUCUGGCCAUCAUGUUCCCCCUCAAAUACAGCUUCACCUACAUUCCCAUCCUACCAGGAAAACUACUAGAGGUGCUGAGCACUCCCACUCCCUUCAUCAUCGGUGUCAAUUCAUUCUUCCGCUCCGAAACACAAGAACUGUUGGACGUGAUCAUCGCCGACCUGGAUGGUGGUACGGUGACCACCCCAGAGUGUGUCAACAUCUCCCUGCUGCCUGAACCACUCCUUCAGCAGACCCAGACUGCGCUGUCCAUGAUUUUGGAUCCAGAGCUGGAAAUUGCUGAUCAUGCCUUCCCACCACUAUCCACACAACCUUCUGCACUUAAAAUACAGGAUAAGGAGAUCCGAGCAGUUUUCCUGUGGCUGUUCGCCAGGCUCUUCCAGGGAUAUCGGUGGUGUCUGCACAUCAUCCGUAUUCACCCAGAACCAGUGAUCCGCUUCCACAAGGCUGCCUUCCUGGGCCAGAGGGCGCUGACAGAAGAUGACUUCCUCAUGAAGGUGUUAGACGGCAUGGCGUUUGCAGGUUUUGUGUCGGAGAGGGGGCCACCAUACAGAGCCACAGACCUAUUUGAUGAUCUGGUAGCCAAUCAGGUGGAGCGGAUACGACAUGAGGAGGCGUGUCCACACAAAGUCAUGAACCACAUCAAGGAGCUGGCUGAGCAGCUCUUCAAAAACGAGAAUCCUUACCCUGCUGUGGCGAUGCACAAAGUCCAGCGGCCAUCAGAAAACAGGCAGAACACUGCACUGGUUCAGACUCUCUUCCCUGUGCUGGACGAGGUUGCGGUGCAGCUCUUCAUCGACCAUGCUGCCGCCAAGCUCAAGACCGCACCUCCCGUGGUCAAGGUGGAGCAGAAAGGCAUGGUGCCAUCCGGGCCUGCACUGGGAGACGUAGUGGACAGAAACAGUAACGUGAUGGCUAACAGCGCUCGCAGGCUGGAGGUGGUCAGGAACUGCAUCACAUACAUCUUUGAGAACAAGAUGCUGGAGGCAAAGAAGCUCAUGCCAGCUGUUCUGCGGGCAUUAAAGGGUCGAGCAGCCCGGGUUUGUUUGACCCAGGAGCUCAAUCAGCAUGUCCUACAGAACCGAGCUGUGCUGGACGACCAGCAGUUUGACUACAUCGUCCGCAUGAUGAACUGCACCUUACAGGACUGUUCACAUAUGGAUGAACACGGCAUUGCAGCCGCCCUGCUUCCAUUGGUCACAGCUUUCUGCAGAAAACUCGGCGCAGGCAUCACUCAGUUUGCCUACAGCUGUGUACAGGAGCACACGGUAUGGACCAACAUGCAGUUCUGGGAGGCCAUGUUCUACAGUGAUGUCCAGAACCACAUCAGGGCUCUAUACCUGGAGACAGACGAUGGAGACGAGCAGAAGAACUCUGAGCCGCAGGAUGGCCCAGGGAGUGGUAGGAAAAUCAGUGCGCUGGAGCUGGCGUCAGAACAGAACAGACUGUGGCCGACGCUUGGCAAGGAAAUGCAGACGGAGCGUGUGCAGAAGGAGGAGAGCACGGUGUUUAGCCAGGCCAUCCACUAUGCCAACAGGAUGAGCUACCUGCUGCUGCCACUGGACACCAGCAAGAACCGCCUGCUGAGGAACACGGGCCUGGGAGAUGUGGAAAGUGUGAGCAACAGCUACGUCACAAACAGUAUUGCAGGCAGCAUGGCGGAGAGCUACGACACAGAGAGCGGCUUUGAAGAUGCUGAGAGCUCAGACGUGGCUAACUCUGUGGUGCGCUUCAUCAACCGCUUUGUUGACAAAGUGUGUAAUGAGAGCGGUGUGACCAAUGAGCACCUUAAGGCUCUCCAUACCAUGAUACCAGAUAUCGUUCAGAUGCACAUUGAGACGUUGGACGCAGUCCACAGGGAGAGUAAGAGACUGCCUCCUAUCCAAAAGCCAAAGCUCCUGAGGCCGACUCUGUUGCUGGGAGAGGAGCUGGUGAUGGAUGGCAUGCGGGUCCACCUGAUUCCAGACGGUCGUGAGGAGGCCACAGGGCUUAUGGGAGGUCCGCCACUGCUCCCCGCAGAGGGCGCCAUCUUCCUCACUACCUAUCGACUCAUCUUCAAGGGCACGCCUACAGACCCACUAGUGGGUGAGCAGGUGCUCACUCGCUCAUUCCCAAUAGCCUCUCUGACCAAGGAGAAGAGGAUCUCAGUCAAUUUAUCCAUUGACCAGUUUGUCCAGGAGGGGCUGCAGUUACGCUCCUGCACCUUCCAGCUCAUGAAGAUUGCAUUUGAUGAGGAGGUUGCAUCAGACCUGGCAGAGGUUUUCAGGAAGCACUUACACAAGCUGCGGUAUCCUCAGCACGUCCAGGGCACCUUUGCCUUCACUGUGGGUCAGAGUGGAAAAAUGGUGGUGGAGCACAAGACCAAGGACAAGAACCAGUCGCUUAAGACACUUUCCAAGAACCUAGUGAAGACUGCCAAAAGGACCAUAGGUCGGCAGUAUGUGACCAGGAAGAAGUAUUCUCCGCCCACAUGGGAGAACAGGAGCAGUUUCCAGUCAGAGUUGGAUGAGGAUGAAAUCUCAGUGUCAGAGGAGGUGGACCAGCAGAGCUCCCUCACCCUCUCCUCCACCAUCCGCUCAUCCGACAGACAAACCAUGAGCAACGUGGUGGAGCGUGCAUGCUGUCGUGACUACCAGCGCCUGGGUCUGGGCACGCUCAGUAAUAGCCUGACACGUUCCAAGAACGAGCCCUUCAGGAUUUCCACCGUCAACCGCAUGUAUACUGUCUGCAGGAGUUACCCUGGCCUACUGAUAGUGCCUCAGAGCAUCCCAGACACAACCAUCCAGAGAAUCAGUCGGUGCUACCGACAGAAUCGCUUCCCAGUGGUUUGCUGGAGGAAUUCAAGAACCAAGGCCGUCCUCCUGCGCUCCGCAGGCCUCCACGCCAAGGGUGUCGUAGGCUUCUUCAAGUCCCCCAACGCCCCCACUGCAGUGCCCUCACAGGCAGAGUCCACCAGUCUGGAGCAGGAGAAAUACAUGCAGGCCAUCAUCAGCUCCAUGCCUUCAUACAGUGAGAGCAGUGGCAGGAACACACUCAGUGGCUUCACCUCUACACACAUGAACACUUCUGACUCAUCAGAUAAGCUAAGGCAGCCAAAGAUUGGUGCUCUGAUGAAACAGGUGAUGGGCACCAAGGAGGAUGUUCCUGGAACCUUCAGCAGAGGAGCUCUGGGUCAAAGGGCGAAAGUCAUCUCCCUCUCUCAGCCCAAAGUGUCUGGCAAGGCCAGGAAUCCUCCCAGAGGGAAAUGGGGCAGUAUCCGAGGCACCGGGCGUCUAAGUGCAUACAACCCAGAUGUGGGGACGCGUCUGGCUGCAAAAGAGUCUCCUCAGGCUAAUGGAGGCCCCAGUGAGGCGUUGUUCCUCCGCCAGCAGAAGGCCUACCUCUACAUCAUCGGAGACAAGGCCCAGCUCAAGGGAGGGAAACAGGACUCGUUCCAGCAGUGGGAGGUGGUUCCCAUCGAGGUGUGUGAUGUGCGGCAGGUGAAGAACAGCUUUAAAAAGCUGAUGAAGGCCUGCGUGCCAAGCUGCCAACCCCCUGACGCCAGCAUGACCUACCUACGAUUCCUGGAGGACUCCGAGUGGAUGUCUCUGCUGCACAGGGUGCUGCAGGUAUCAGUCCUGGUGGUGGAGCUCCUGGACACGGGCUCAUCAGUCAUGGUCAGCCUGGAGGACGGAUGGGACGUCACCACACAGGUGGUGUCCCUGGUGCAGCUGCUGUCUGAUCCCUACUACAGAACCUUCGACGGUUUCCGGCUGCUGGUGGAGAAGGAGUGGCUGUCGUUCGGCCACAGGUUCAGCCACAGAGGAGCUCAGACUCUGGGCAGCCAGAGCAGCGGCUUCACGCCGGUCUUCCUGCAGUUCCUCGACUGUGUGCACCAGAUUCACCUCCAGUUCCCCAUGGAGUUUGAGUUCAGUCAGUACUACUUGAAGUUCUUGGCCUACCACUACGUGUCCAACCGCUUCCGCACUUUCCUGCUUGACUCCGACUAUGAACGCAUCGAGCUGGGAGUCCUUUAUGAGGAGAAAGGUGAGAGGAGAAGCCCUCAGGUCUGUAAAUCUGUGUGGGAUUACAUCGACAGACUCAACAAGAAAACACCCAUCUUCUACAACUACAUGUUCUCUCCUGAGGAUGAAGAGGUGCUGCGGCCGUACACCUUCAUCUCUAACCUAAAGGUGUGGGACUUCUACGUGGAGGAGAGACUGUCGGAGGGGCCGUCCUACGACUGGGAGGCGAGAGGUCAGCAUGAGCGCGUGGCAGAGGAUACAGCGGAUAAACCUGACAGCAGUGGGCCUAAGUCGCAGCGCCGAGUCGUCUGGCCGUGUUACGACAACCUGAGCAAGGUGGUGCCAGACGCCAUCACCAAGCUGCUGCAGGAUCUGCAGAGUCUGGAGGCGGAGCUUGGUCAGACGCCAGAGAAGUGGAAGGAUACAUGGGAUAAAAUCAAAUCCACACAGAGAACUGAGACCAAACUGGAGAGCAAGCCGUCGUUCUCCAGCUCCCUGCUGAUGUCGUCCAACCUGAGCCACCAGCGGCGUUCUCAGGGCGUCUACCUGCAGGAGAGUGGUGUGGGAUCCUCCAUCAACCUGGGUCUGGACUGUGAGGCCAGUGCCACGUCCACACCAGUUCCUGGUCGUCCAAGCACCAGCACCCUCUACAGCCAGUUUCAGAGCACGGAGAGUGAGAACAGGAGUUUCGAAGGCAUCCUGUACAAGAAAGGGGCGUUGUUGAAACCAUGGAAACCACGGUGGUUUGUCCUAGACAAGACCAAACAUCAGCUGAGAUACUACGAGAGCCGGCAGGAUAAGGAGUGUAAAGGUGUGAUCGAGCUGGCUGACGUGGAGUCUGUCACUCCAGGAACACCCACCAUGGGAGCGCCGAAAAACAUCGAAGAGAAAGCCUUCUUUGACCUGAAGACGACCAAACGAGUGUAUAACUUCUGUGCGCAGGACAGUCUGAAUGCACAGCUGUGGAUGGACAGUGUUCAGAGCUGCUUGUCAGACGCCUAGAUUAGAGGCUGGACUCUAAAAUGGAGCUUUGCAACCAGGAGCGAGUGAGCACCUGAGAGACAGAUGAUCCCGGUGAAACAGGAAAGGGCAAAGGGGGUGGGCCUUUCAUCACUUCAGCUCUGUUCUGUUUGCUAGUGUUGAACUAAUAACCUUGCGUCACAACGUUUCAGUGUUUUUGUUAUAAAAAAGAAAUUAGAAAAAGGACAAAAAAAAAAAAAGGAAAAAAAAGACACCCAGAAGAACCACUCGCUGUUGUCUCAACAAAGUAGCUUCAGCCUCACACCCCUGACCGUCUGACCACUAUGUUCGCUGGAUGCGUCAUUUAAGCAGGUUUGUGUGAGGCGCCCUGCAGCUUGGAGCAGCAUGAAGAAGAAUCCAGACCCUCCACCUUUAAACCACAACGUGUUCUCCUUCCUACUAACCACACUCACCCUUUAACAAACACACUCCAGGGGGAGGAAUGACGGCCAUGCGCGCGCACGCACACACACACACACAGAGGAAACCUGGUGUGACUCGUCUGAAGGAUUGACUGAAGGGUUGACGGACCAAAGUAACCCAGAGAAGCAAAACAUGGUGGCAGAAAACCUUCUUUCCUCCAGUCCUCAGAGGUUUCUGCUCUCUGUCUCUCUCUCCUCACUGCCUCGUGUGGUCAGAAGCUGCAGUGAAGUGGACGGUGAUGAUGAUGACGACGACGACGAUGCUGCAGCUGCGAGGAGAAGAGGGCGACUCCUCCACAGAUCAUGAAGGAUUUCCCUUUUUUUCUUUUCUUUUCUUUUUUUCCCCCUUUCUAAAUUUUCAAAUUUGUACCAGACAGACGGACGUCGCUGCCGUGGUCACUGCCGCGGUCAGGAGAUGAUGAAGAUAUACUGUGAAAGCCAUGAAUCAGUCGUAGAGAUCAAAACCAGUAGAGCCAGUCGGAGAUUAGAAUCAUUCCGGUUUUGAGUGUGUGUCGGUGAGCGUUUUUCACUGAGAGUGUUUACAGAGUAGAUCCAACCCCCCCCACGUGUUUUCAUCAACCACUAACAGUCAGAGUUUUACAGGCCGUGCAAGGAAAACGGACAUGUUUGUUUUUGUUGUGAUGUCCUUAAAACACACAAGAGAUGUGGAAGGAAGGAAAUUGGGAGGAACAAGAUGAUAAUAUGGGAUGUUCGGACACGUGCUGACGUGAACAUUGCAGUAUUUUAUAUUUUCAAACAAGGCUCACGAGUGUGUCCAAAAGCUAAAUUUGCAUUCAGUACCUUUUUGAUGAAGUUUUAAUAACAAAACAACAACAACAACAACAACUGCGUGACACUUCAAGAAACGGCAUCAUCGUUUGCAAAGAUGUUCAUUUCUGUACAUCCAGACUAAGACGCAGCUGUUGCAGCUUUUCAAAACUGUAAUGCUAAAAAAAAAAAAGAGAGCAAACCCUCUGUCAUAUCUGUCAUAAUAUACAGCUAUUUAUCACCAAUUUAAAACAAUUUCAAAGGAUUUCCCUCAGCAGCUCUAACAACAAUCAGUUGACGAGCUGCUCUCUGAUCAUUUACAUAAAUAACAAAUAUUUGCAUUUCAUGCCUAAGUAGAGGUUGACAUGUGACCGCAAGAAGACACGCCUUUUAUUUGUCUCCGGCGUGUAGAGCACAAGCUCACAUGUAAACAAACAAACAAACAAACAGUGUUUGAUCUGGGAAACUUUUAUGGAGAUUUAUGGACAAAAAAAAGCAUGUUUCCGACACCGUGAAAGCAGCGAGUGCAGAGUCAAAGGUCCAGUGUGUAAUAUCGACGUUGCUCAGUGAAAGUCCGUCACUGACGUGAAAGCCCACAUGGCGGUCGUAAGCGCUUCACGGAGGCCACCAUUUUGUGUCAUGUUUCUACAGCAGCCUCUCGACAUUAUAUUCCAAGAUGGCUACCUCUCAUAUACAAACGCUGCCAUCUUUACUGUAAUUUGUUCCUCUCUUUUCCAAACAGGAACGUUACUCAGAGGUGAAUUCACUCCCAGUUUGACUUCCGAUAUAAAAGGAACACACAAUUACUAUACAAACGCCCACAUAGUAUUGAUACAUAAGCUAAUGAAGAAAGAAGGCAAAAUGUGUUUACAUCUUUUUUGGUAUAUGAAGGAUGAGUGAAUGAGUCUUCUGUUUGAUUGCAAUCUGCAGUCUCACCACUAGAUGCCACUAAUUCUUACACACUGGACCUUAAACAUGACCCCGAGCCACUGGACACAAAUAAAACAAAUAAAUAAAAUACUGUAAUGUUCCUUUAAUAACACGGGAACAGAGUGGAGUGUCAGUCAGGAACGCGGCGCAGCAGUGGUUCAAUUUAGCGCCGGUUGCAGCUGCAGUGCUGGAACUUUGUACAUAUAGAGGAGUUUACAUCAGUUAGUUAGUAAACAAACAGUAGCUGAGCGACUUUAAACGUCAACUCUUUUUAUUUGAUUAAAUAUUUUUAUAUUUUGUCCUCCACAGACACACACACACACACAUCACUCAGCAGCCACAGUCCCUGCUCUGUAAAAUAUGGUUCUACUGCAGUUUUGUUGAACAUAAAAUUUGAAAUUGUA